CCGUUGAUGCGUAGGGAUCGUCACCCCGCCCCACCCAUAAUGGUGUGGCCGUAAGUCUUGCUCAUUGCAUUCUCUCCCCCUAGUUCGACGACCAACAUCACGUUUAUAAACAGUUGGUGGGGGCAAACACCUCUCCGAUUAAAAUGUGCGGCGCAAAACGAUGUGGUCCUGAAGGAACUGGUUGAUGUGUGCGCCGAGCUUACCCAUGUUAGACGAAGCGAAUUCACAUAGAGUUCUACAAUUAAGUAAGGUGGAAGAUAUUAUCAUUUUGAUUUAUUAUUAUUUAUUUUUUUAACACCGGAGUUUAUUGAAAGCCACCUGUCAAAGGAAAAGGGUGUGGUACGCAGAGCAUCACGUGCAUUAAAUGCAAUCACAUGACAGCGGCCAGAGAAGCUAAAGCUAAAGCUAAGCUAAGCUAAGCUAAGCUAAAGAAAAUGGCUGCAACGGGUGAUGAGGCCGCUGCGAUGGAUAGCAUAUCGAGGGUGUCUACGGCGCCGAAUGUCGCUGGAGAUCCCGGAGCCCAAGCUGAAGGCUCGGAGAGUGCAGCGGAAACCUUGCUGACGGUGCCAAAAAAACACAGCACCAAUAGUGAUGGUGGUGUCGAGACGGCAGAGGAGGCAGUGGAACCUGCAGAGCCCGACAUUAACGAGCUAUGCACUGAUAUGUUUGAGAAGAUGGCCAUCUUCCUGCAGGGAGAACUCACAGCCACCUGUGAGGACUACCGUCUGUUGGAGAACAUGAACAAGCUGACAAGUCUGAAGUACAUGGAAAUGAAGGACAUCAGUAUAAACAUAAGCCGCAACCUGCAGGACCUCAACAAUAAGUAUGCCAGCUUGCAGCCCUACUUGGACCAGAUAAAUCAGAUUGAAGAACAGAAGCCAAAUUCAAAAAACUGGAGAAGCGAUGAGGAGGAAUGAACAUUAUGGUGCCUUUCUCACCCUCUCUCUGCUUUGCCUUCUCUCACCCUGCUUGUGGAACCUAGAGCUGGGGGGAGGAUGUGAACAUAGACUGAAACAACAAACAACCAGACCCACUUUGACACCCAGACAUGAUUGAGGAAACUGUUUCUCCUGCAUGAAUUAUUACUCAAGUUCUCACAUGUGACUUACAGCAGAUCCCUAAUUAGUUUUCACAAUGUGAUAGGUAAUCUAGUUGUGUACAUAUAUACAACACAGAUUCAACUUUCUCUUGGGUAAACUUUAGAUGGAAUAAAUCCAGAUAUUGGCAUAUUUAUUCUAAAUGUGAUGGUGUGCUUAUGCAUCCACCUCAUAAACAACCAGUACAAAACAGUUAGACGGGUCACCAAUUAACACAUUAUCUAAAACCUAGAGAAGCAUUGCAAACAAUUUGUACAGUAAUUAAGUAUGCUUAAAAAUAUCUUGUUGCUGGAAACAUUCCAGGAGUUAUUAAUCUGUUGUUAUUUCUCCUGUUCAACCUUUUGUCUCAUCUAGAAUAGGGAACUGCUAAAUAUGUCAAGUCAUCCUCAUGAUUAGUGAGGGAAUGAUAAAGGUGGGCUGACUGCAGGUACUGUUCUAGUUUCACAUGUACAGUGGGAAUGUGUGUUACGUCUUACUUCCGGUUUCUCUGCAGCUGGGUAGUGAACACACUAUUGUUUUACUUACUCCUUUUUUUUUGUUCGUUGUUUUUUUUUGUUAUUAUAACAGCUCCUGAGUAAAAGGUAGCUGAAAACCCACACUGUUUUCUAUGGGAUGAGUUUUAAAUCCUGUUUGAGCGAUAACGAGAGAACUCAUUGAUAUUUAUUAUGAAUACAAACGUUUCAUAUCUCUGAUGGCAAGUCACCACUUAACAACAAAAAACAAAAAACAAAAACAAACGUUGAAUGCUUUUGAAACGAACCUUGUUGUGCCCCUCUGUCACUGCAUGACUACUUCCGGGGCAAUGGACGAGGACCGUGUCCCUGGCCUGGCCCGCUGCCAGCAGAUGGCAGCCCUGCCUCGUGUUUUUUUAAUGUCAAGGUCUAGUCCAGAAUGUCGUAGUUUGGCGACAAGAAGAAAAGAAGGUGUUGUUGAAUAUUUGUGAUACUGGGUAGUCCAAAUGCUAUAGUGCUUUUCAAAAAAAAAAAAAAAAGAACCUCAGGUUUGAAGGUGAACCGGACAGAGAGAAAUAAAAA
Lampris incognitus (smalleye Pacific opah) is the source of this 2131-nucleotide messenger RNA. RefSeq names its product biogenesis of lysosomal organelles complex-1, subunit 2 (gene bloc1s2). Gene Ontology annotation, molecular function: gamma-tubulin binding. The transcript is spliced from 5 exons. Gene Ontology annotation, biological process: lysosome localization; endosomal transport. Bases 435 to 917 code for a protein of 160 amino acids. NCBI's taxonomy places the organism in Eukaryota, Metazoa, Chordata, Actinopteri, Lampriformes, Lampridae. Gene Ontology annotation, cellular component: BLOC-1 complex; BORC complex; gamma-tubulin complex. The record is from RefSeq and is a predicted model, not a curated record.